AUGGUCCGCUUCAACCUGCCCACCUUUUUCGCUGCUACCGCCGCGGCGGUAGCUGCUCUCUCCACGAGCGGCGUCUCCGCUGCGUCCUUUGAGAUGCGCGCACCUACCCGCAAGUGUGGUACCACCAGCCCGCUCUCUCCCGAGCUGGAGGCUGAGGCCGCCAAGGUGGUCGAAGCUCACAGGCUCGCCCUCGAGGCCGCUCGCGCGUCUGGAAACGCGACAGACUACAGGCUCAAUGCCGCCGCCGCGUCAUCUAUUCCAGUCGUCUGGAACAUCAUUACCGACGGCAGCAACGGCGCUUUGUCCAGCUCUGCCAUCAACGGUCAGAUCAACGUGCUCAACAAUGACUACGCAAACUCUGGCAUGCCUUACCGAUUCUCUCUCUCCUCCACAAAAACCACCGUCAACAGCAACUGGUUCAAAAACGCCUACCCUGGCACCAGCGCCGAGUCCGCGAUGAAGAACGCGCUCAGGACUGGCGGUGCUAGCACUCUGAACCUGUACUCGGUUGACUUGUCAGCUCAGGGACUCCUCGGCUAUGCCACCUUCCCCAGCGACUACUCCAGCAAGCCCAAGUUUGACGGUGUCGUGUUCGAGUACCGCUCUGUUCCCGGAGGCAGCUUGGCUCCCUACAAUCAAGGACGAACCCUCACUCACGAGGUUGGCCACUGGGUCGGUCUCUACCACACCUUCCAAGGAGGAUGCUCCGGAGCUGGCGACUCUGUCAGCGACACUGCGCCCGAAGCCUCUCCUGCUUCAGGAUGCCCCACUGGCCGCGACACUUGCUCCGGCGGUGGCGUCGACCCAAUCACCAACUACAUGGACUACUCUGACGAUGGCUGCAUGAACAACUUUACCGGCGGCCAAGUCACUCGUGCCAGCGGUCUCACUCGCCAGUACCGUGGCGUCUGA
Messenger RNA from Ceraceosorus bombacis, 912 nucleotides. The record is from the annotation of a GenBank genome assembly. Lineage: Eukaryota; Fungi; Basidiomycota; Exobasidiomycetes; Ceraceosorales; Ceraceosoraceae.